UCGCCAUCUCGUUGAUGGAAUGCUGAAUGAGUGGAAUUCUGGAGGAGUCGUAACGUGCAUAGAAGCGAGGAAGCUUUCCAAAUUUUGUCCACAAGUCGGAGAUGAAAUGUAAAUCGACAGUUGACUGACGCUCCGAACAACAACACUCACUCAAAGCAGCGAUUGACUAUUGAACAAACGAGUGUGCGUGAAGGAAGGCGUCCCUACGAAGUAUGUAUAAGAGAGUAAAGAGAGUGGCAGAAGGCAGGAAAAUGGCGGAGAGGGUAAGAGAAAAGGAGAACCAGCAGAGAGUGGAUACUUUGACCACAAUCUAUCUGAAACAAAGUCAGAGUAGCAGGGAGAUGAUACGAUCCACGGUCCCAACAUCCGUCAGGCAGAUGGUUCGCCACCAUCCAACCCAUCUCAGCGGCUCUCUUGCUGCUUCCGCUGCCAGGAAUCGGGAUGAAACGGCGCCCGAUUGCGCAGCAAUCGUACAACUCGUAUUGGGAGGCUUCAUUUGGCCCACGGCAGCAAGAUGUUUUGCAUCCCAAGCGCAUGUCAGGAAAGCACUGCGCAGGUGCAUCAGAGGAUCAGAGGAUCAGAGCAUGCCAUCAAAAGAUGGAGGAAUUCCAAGUACCAUACGGGGCUUCACCAAGCGGUGGUUUUGGCCCCCGACUAGGACAUCGAGGGGGUGUGAUGCUAGCUGGCGUUCGAGCUGUUCGGAGAGCCUCUCCGCCACCCUCGCCAUUCACGUCGUCUACUCCGUAAGCGAAGAGACCGUCAGGGAGCGAGUCGUCGAUCCUGAGGGCAAUCAGAAACGACUCACGAGCAAAUUCUCGCGUUCGUGCCUUUCCACGCGCAACUCGCCGGGGCAGCCAAUCACGGCCCGCAACUGGGCGCGUACUGUAGUGAAACGUGCCGGCCCGGACGACAAGGACCGGGGCGGUGGGGCAAGUAGCCAGAGCGAAAGUGACACCCAAGAUAGAACGUCUUUAAGCUUUAAGCGGAAUUUGAACUGGCUCGUCUGUUUCAAGGAAUAUCUAGCUAGGAAAUACAGUGCUCAGCGUGUCACUAGCCACCCUAUUCCGAGGAUGAGAAAUCCAAGUCGACCGGAUGGCACUCGGUAUCGUCUACGUAAUACAGUCAGAGACCCAACAGAAUUGGUAGCCACCUCCAUAAACCCGGCGGAUGUUUGCCCUAGAUGCAAAUCAAUGACAUCCACUCCAAAGGGACUGAUGGAACUCGUAUCAGAGCGCGGGUUCGAGCUCAACUAUCUAUCUGUUGUUCACGCCUCUGAGCAAGGCUGUCUAUUUUGCAAGUUGCUCCGUGCAACGGUUAUCCGCAAAACUAAAUCCGUCGAUCGGAAGAGGAUGAGCCGCGAUAGAGAGGCAACGGCCGGGAAAGACACAUUUCUGACUUGCAAAUUAUACCUCAAUGAUAGAUUUGAAGGAAAGAGGGCUUUACGGGAUCUGAGUGGUGAGGAAGAAAGGGAGAAAGAGGAGCUGGAGAGAUUUGGUGAAGUGUAUCAGCUACUAAAAAGGGCUGAUAUAAGUUCUCGCAUUUGGGUUUAUUACUAUGUUACAAAGGGCUUCCCGGCUCACGAAGUUGGGUCGAUUGACAUUUACGCACCAGAAGAAAGCCUCCUCAUGCACCGUAUAAAAGACCAAUUUCUCGAAUGCCGUCUUAAACACAACAAGAAAUGUUCCUUCAAUGCAGACUCUUAUCUCCCAACACGCAUCAUUGCUGUAGGUGCAAAAGAUGAAACACCUUUUUUACAUAUCAGCAAAGCUUCAGAGAGAGCAAGUUAUGUAGCGCUUAGCUAUUGCUGGGGCGGGCCCCAAAAGGUAACCACAACAGUUGCAACACUGCAGUCGAGGAUAAGUGGGUUAAAUUUCGAAAGCCUGCCAAGAACUCUACAGGAUGCUAUCACCGUAACACGUCUACUCGGAUUCAAAUACCUUUGGGUUGAUGCGCUAUGUAUUGUCCAAGACAGCACCACAGACAAAAUCGCCGAAAUCAACUCCAUGGGAAACGUCUAUAAGAACGCCACGAUUACCAUCGCAGCAGCAAAUGCAUCCAGUGUUAAUGAAGGCUUCUUAGAAAAGGAAAACCCGCCAAACUGUGCACGCCUGCCGCUUAGUCUUCCGAGUGGGGAUAUGGGGGCUAUUUCUUGCCACCCGACUUCCCAUUCUUUGGACUCGGAUGAAAAUGUCUUGGGCACAAGAGCGUGGGCCUUGCAGGAACACUUGCUAUCUCCACGACUCAUUUAUUUCGGAAAUGAUUAUUUGGCCUGGAAAUGUCUUACGACAUGCAUCUCUCUUGUUUCAGAAUUGAGAUUUGCUUCAGCGGAGAUGCGAUUGCCUAACAAGCUUUUUGAUAACACCAACAACGAAAUUUUGUCCAGAGACAAAUUGGCAUUGACAUGGAAGAAUGUUGUGGAGGAUUAUAGUGGGAGGGCUUUGACAGUCCCGGAAGAUCGUCUGCCUGCUUUAUCUGGUGUUGCUAGCGAGCUCCAACACUGCUUUCCUUCCCAGAACGCGUAUUACGCUGGGAUGUGGGAAAUGAUUUUGAUAAGACAGAUUGGAUGGUUUAAUCGAGAACACGAAUCUAAAGCCUCAGGGUUGCGGGUUCCUAUGGAAAGAAAAAGACAAGGUCCAACAUGGUCAUGGGUAUCUCUCGACCAUCCAGUUCGCUUCGUCGACGUGUAUCACGAAGCGGCCAUUAUGAUAUCCUGCAAAAUCGAACUAGCUAUUCAAGGUGCCCCAUUUGGAGAGGUUACUGGCGGUACUCUGACUUUGCGCGCUGUCAUGGCUUCCCAUCCUUGCUCAGGGCCGGAGGGACUCAGCAAUAGAGCCACAAUUACCAUGGACGAGGAUUCCCCUGCUGAGGACAGGGUUGCGAUAUAUGUGUGUAUCGGUAAAACCGUACAGAAAAUGGGCGUUGGUUUAAUUUUGCUUCCAGCAGAACUAGGCAAUUUUAAGAGAAUUGGUCAGAUACGAGUUCCGGAGAAAGAGGAGGACAAGGUUUGGUCGAGAGAUAUAGAAAUGCAGACUAUUACAAUUAUAUAA
Molecule: messenger RNA, 3047 nt
Organism: Hyaloscypha bicolor E
Lineage: Eukaryota; Fungi; Ascomycota; Leotiomycetes; Helotiales; Hyaloscyphaceae
Product: HET-domain-containing protein
Exons: 5
Coding region: 213-3047 (944 amino acids)
Source: RefSeq, a predicted model, not a curated record